GUGCCGGCAAGCCCGAAGACGAGCACCAAAGAGCGGCAAGUGCCAACCCACGCUGCGAACGCAGCACAGAGGAGCUGCUGCUUGCAGCCCCCAAGGUGGAGUUGCACGUGCACCUGGACGGUUCCUUCGAUGCUGCAGUACUGUUCCGCGCAGCGCAGGCUCAUUUAGAGGAACUCCCGGAGAAAGUGCGGACUCCAUGGGAUGGCAAGAUGCUGGAAGUGCAAAAGGCGGUGCGUGAAUGUCAUGGGGACCUGGCAAAGUUCACCUCUCUGGUCACCGUUGGGAGCGACAUCAUCGGCCUGUUUCCCAUACUCGACUGCUUCUACACCUUCUUGCCCAUUGUCCGUGGCCGGUUCGAGUUGCUCGAAGAACUGGCUUUCGAGUUCUGCCGCGAGCGGAAGAAACACAACAUCAUCUACACGGAAGUGAGGUACUCUCCCUUUGAGUUCCUCCCGCAAGGGGAGGAUGGACAGAUUGCAGAUACCUCGAAAGCAGCAGAUGCAGUCAAGGCCGUGUGCGCAGGCCUGCGGAAGGGCCAAGCCGAGUUUGGGGUGAUGGUUCACCAGAUCCUGUGCUGCAUUGCAGCACAACCGGCAUGGUCUGCCCAGACGAUGGUACUUGCGGAGGAGUUCAGGAACGAGGGUGUGGUUGGAGUAGACAUCGCAGCUGGCGAGAUGCAUUUCGAGGACGGUGCAUUGCAUGAUGCGCACCGGGAUGCCAUGGCUAUGGCGCAAAAGAAGGGCCUUGGUAUCACAGUGCAUGCUGCUGAGGCUGGACCAGGUGACAACGUUUGCAGGGCAAUGGAUGUUUAUGGUGCGACUCGAAUAGGCCAUGGUUACAGAUCUGUCGGCAUGCAGGCUUACAACUAUGCCAGGAGCAAGGGUGUGCACUUCGAGUUAUGUCCUACGUCCUCUGUUUCCACGCAAGCUAUUGAGCUGGAGAAGGCAGAUGGUUCACUUCAAUGGAAAACGCACCCAAUAAGUCGCUUCUUUCUGGACGGCACUUCCUGCUCCAUCAACUCGGACGAUCCAGCAGUAUUCCGAUCUUCGCUCACCGAUGAGCUUGUCAUUUGCGUUAAAGAGAUGGGUCUCAGCUUGGAGAAUAUCCAGUGGAUGACCUUGGAAGCUCUCGAGCAUGCCUUCCACUUGGAGAGUGGUGUGAAAGACACCAUCGCAGAAAAGGUGAAGGGCUUGGAACCCUUUGCUUCCGGCGGCGCCACUCAGUGCUGGCGGCCGGCGGAGUACGUGCUACUGUUGUCCCUGCACUGCAGCGAACGAACCCCCACGCAAACGGCAGCGGUCCUCGCGACUCUCGGCAGAUGUGCCGCUGCCACCGGUGAAGCAGGAGCUGCACCCUGCCAGGGCCCAAGUCUCCGACGCGAGACAGACCACGUGCAGGUAAAGAUGGAGAAGGAGGAAGAGGAGGAUGACACCAAUGCCCUCGAUGCUCUUAUUGCGGCUGCAUCCUCCAGGAAAGGCGUGGCCACCAAAACCGAGGCAGUCAAGUCGGAGCCCGUCAAGACCGAGGCAGUCAAGACGGAGAAGGUCAAGGCCGAAGAGGAGGACGACGACGACACGGAAGAGGAGGAGGAUCCUCUUAUGGGCCGUCGCCUUAACUUCUCGGAAACCUGCAUAUCAGAAGCAAGCGAAGAGGUUCCUGUCAAAGUUCCGGAAGCUUCAGCCAAGCCGAUGGCCCAGCCCGAACGUGAAGCUGCCAUCGUGAAGCGGGUCUUCCGACGAUAUGACAAGCUGGGUGAUGGGACAGUUGAUCGAGACAUGCUGUGGAAGGUGAUGCAGACCCUGCCUUCGAAGAUCAGUCUCCAAACCUUCCUGCAUCUACUUCAACAGACAGGAUACGAUGGUGGCCGUGUGAACUACGUCCGGUUCCUGGAUCGGCUUUUCUCAGAGAACUCAGGGGAGGACACGGCCAGCGACAGCGAAGACGCGACGUCGGCCUUGGACGGCUGGCGCCGACUGCUGCUUACAAUGGCGAAAUUCCAUGCCCCUGACGAAGCUUUUGAGCGCAGGAGCCGAUCUCGAAUGCCAUCUGAUUCCAACUGA
Symbiodinium necroappetens is the source of this 2060-nucleotide messenger RNA. Lineage: Eukaryota; Dinophyceae; Suessiales; Symbiodiniaceae. The record is from the annotation of a GenBank genome assembly.